AUGACCUAUUGUGAGGGCCACCGAUUCACACCUUGUCGCGAACUGGUUCUUGCUCUGAUAACUAAACUAGACCUUCCGUCUUCGGUGGAAUUGUUAAAAGCCGACGAGACUUCAGUCUUUGAGAAAUUAGUUCCGGGUCAUAAAUCAAGUAACAAUGCAGAAGGAACAGGUGAUGAUGAGGUCAUAAUCGAGUUCAGCCUCUUUGUUGCUCGCCGCGCUCCGCCCUCGGCCCCUCCUGCCCUGUUCCCCAACCGGCCCCGGCCGCUUACUAAAACCAAUUAUAUAAAUGCUAUAGACCUUGCCACAUCCUGGAACAUGGCAUGCUCUCUCCUCUCCAUUCCGGCCGCCGUCACUCAGGAUGCCAUUCUUCAACAACAAUCCAACUUCGCCGCCGCUCUCUUCACCGCCCGCUCAUCGCUAAGUGUUCGGCGUUGUCGACGAUGCCGUUUUCCUAACUGCCAGAACACUUCAACAGACACUUCAGCUACCAAGAAGAGGGAGCACAUCUGCCAUGUUCCAGGAUGUGGCAAGGUCUAUAGCAAGACUUCUCACCUGAAGGCACAUCUGCUCUCACAUAGUGGAGAACGUCCUUUCGUGUGCAACUGGAUCUUCUGCAAUAAGGCUUUUACUCGAUCCGACGAACUUCAGCGCCAUCUGUGA
Messenger RNA from Penaeus indicus, 660 nucleotides. RefSeq lists its product as uncharacterized. Gene Ontology annotation, biological process: regulation of transcription by RNA polymerase II. Gene Ontology annotation, molecular function: RNA polymerase II cis-regulatory region sequence-specific DNA binding; DNA-binding transcription factor activity, RNA polymerase II-specific. The record is from RefSeq and is a predicted model, not a curated record. Lineage: Eukaryota; Metazoa; Arthropoda; Malacostraca; Decapoda; Penaeidae. Bases 1 to 660 code for a protein of 219 amino acids. The transcript has 4 exons.